AUGGAAGAAGUGGAUUCUAUAAUAAUACAUUUUUUAAGACAUCUUAAUAUUGAAAUUAGUGAAGAUAUAAAAAAUAUUAGUGACCUACCAGUAGAUACAAUAGUAGAUUCAGCUACAAGAUGUAUAACUGCAAUAAACUCUCAAUUCAAAGUCCCAAAUAAGUUGCCUUCCAGUGUAUCACAAAGAAUUGAAAUUGCAGCACAAGUUGCAUCAUUGUGUAAGGAUCUAGGCUAUCAGAAUGAUGUUGGAUACCAAACAUUCCUCUAUCAUAAUGAAACAGAAUUAAGGCAAGUUUUUAUGUUCCUUAUUGAAAAACUACCAAGUGAAGACAAGAAAAUAACAACAAAAGUAAAACCCACCAACAGAAAACACCAGAUUCUUCAAGAUAUUAGUAAUAAAAUUGGGGAAGAUUUAGAUACCAUAUGGAUACCACCAUGUUGCAAGGUUACUGUGAAAAAUGCUUUAGGAGAUUAUGCAUAUAAUCAAGAUCAAUCACUAGAUAUAAGAAUAAGUUCUGAAGAAAUCACUGAGAAGAUUAAUAAACUCAAUGAAAUAAAAAAUGCAAAAGCAAUAACUAUUAAUACAGAAAAAUCAAACAGUGUUCAUAUCUCUAACAAUGAAGUAGGUGUAACAUAUGAAUAUGACUCUGAGAAAACUUUAAAAGAAUUGAAAGAAACAUCAAUUUUACUUCGACAAAAACUUGACAGACUUGAAAGUGAAAGAAACCUAAUGGAUGUAGAAUUUUUGCAGGUGCAAAAGAGAUGUGACCAAUCUGAGGCUGAUUUAAAUAAUGUAGGAAAUAUUUUACAUAGUGUUGGCAUCACUGAAGCUGAAUCAGAUGAUACAAACAAUAUUUUAGAAAAAGUGCAUAAAAAUAUUAACAUGCUCCAUAGAAAAAGUGAGGAACUGACCUCUAGGAACCUUUCACUAAAACUUGAAAUUGAAAAAUUAAAAACUUUAAAUAAUUCAUCAGAUAGUGAAAGAAACAAAUGUAGAAAUACUUUAAUCAACCUAAAAGACACUGCUAAAUCUAUUAAAGAAGAAUGUGAAAAAAAAGAAGAAUUAAGAAAUAUACUAAAAGUUAAAUAUGAGAAAUUAAAGGGUGGCAACAAGAGACAUAUUUAUACAAAACGAAUACUGGAAAUAAUAGGUAAUGUAGAUAAACAGAAUGCGGAAAUAAAAAAAAUCUUAGAAGACACCAGACAGCUUCAAAAGGAAAUCAAUACUCUAGAAGGUCAACUAGACAGAUGCUUUUCUAUAGCAGAUGAAACUUUGUUCAAAGAUGCUAAGAGAGAUGAUCAAGCAAAAAAAGCAUAUAAACUACUGGCCUUAUUGCAUUCAGAGUGCAACACUAUUGUGACUCUGGUAAAUGACACCGGCAUCUUAUCCAGAGACAUCAUCGACUUAGAAGAAAAUAUCAAGGCUGAGAAAUCUAAGAGAACUGAAGAUAUAUUGAAGAAAAUACAGUUAGAUCUUACAAAACUACAGAAGGACAAC
Messenger RNA from Brenthis ino (lesser marbled fritillary), 1497 nucleotides. NCBI's taxonomy places the organism in Eukaryota, Metazoa, Arthropoda, Insecta, Lepidoptera, Nymphalidae. The record is from the annotation of a GenBank genome assembly.